This is a messenger RNA of Xiphias gladius (swordfish), 1018 nucleotides long. Its product is annotated as homeobox protein Hox-A7-like. Gene Ontology annotation, biological process: regulation of transcription by RNA polymerase II; anterior/posterior pattern specification. Bases 73 to 771 code for a protein of 232 amino acids. Gene Ontology annotation, molecular function: RNA polymerase II cis-regulatory region sequence-specific DNA binding; DNA-binding transcription factor activity, RNA polymerase II-specific. The transcript has 2 exons. Gene Ontology annotation, cellular component: nucleus. The record is from RefSeq and is a predicted model, not a curated record. NCBI's taxonomy places the organism in Eukaryota, Metazoa, Chordata, Actinopteri, Istiophoriformes, Xiphiidae.
UGUCAUAUAUCACACUGCCUCGUAAAAACGACACCGAGGAUUCUGGGCCAACAAAUCGGAAAGAAAAAAAAAAUGAGUUCUUAUUAUGUGGAUGGUCUCCUUAGCACAUAUACGGCGGGUAGUUCUCUGUUCCCAAGUGUAGAGCGGGCUCCUUGCCGUAUUGGACCCGGUGGAGAGGACGAUGACUCGGCUCGGACCGCUGCGGCCAUCGCGUUUGCGCCGUCCCUGUCUGGACUUUACAGCGUCAGUAGUGCCGUGUACCAGAGCCGCCCCGUGUUUACCUCGGGCUUCGGCCAGGUACAGGACGCGCGCCAGCCGCGUAGCGCGCGCGCGCUGCAGUCUAGCCCGUUUGACCAGAGCCGCCUGUUCACCGACAGCUGCUGCCAUCCGGGGCCGGGGCCCCUCACCUCGUCGCCGGACAAACAAUACCGGAUGUACCCCUGGAUGAGAGGAUCAGAUUCAAAUCGAAAGCGGGGGCGGCAGACCUACUCCCGGUACCAGACCCUGGAGCUGGAGAAGGAGUUCCACUUCAACCGCUACCUGAGCCGCAGGCGGAGGAUCGAGAUAGCCCAUGCCCUCUGCCUCUCAGAGAGACAGAUCAAAAUCUGGUUUCAGAACCGCAGGAUGAAGUGGAAGAAGGACCACAAGGACGAACCGGUGUCAAACCCCGGGGGAAAUGACGUUGUUAUGCAGGCGGUGUCCCAGGUCAGGGGGCCCAAAGCCGGUGACACCGGAGGCUCCAGCUUGGAGCCAGAAACGGCUGCAAAGUAACGAAAGAGACGGACAGAGAAUUAAACCGUUAAUGAAAGGAAGGCACUGUUAAGAAAGGCUUAGGAAUAGGACUGAAAAUAGUAUUCAUGCACUGCAGCUUCGUAGCCCGAUUAACUGAACGGCAGCAGGCUAACAGUAGACUCUAAGACCUGCAUUUCAAGUUUAAAGCCGAAAUGCUUUUUUUUUUUAUUAAAAAGCCUCUGCAUGAAAAAGCGAUAAUAAUUACUUAUCCUAACUCUAUUUUUAU